This is a messenger RNA of Symbiodinium sp. CCMP2592, 1239 nucleotides long. Lineage: Eukaryota; Dinophyceae; Suessiales; Symbiodiniaceae. The record is from the annotation of a GenBank genome assembly.
AUGGAGCCUAGAAACUUGGAGAACUUGCGUGGCGAGCUGGAAACACUGCUCCAGAAGCGAGGAGUGCGGGGGGUCAGCGUCGCACUGAACGGGCCCGUCAGUCAUCUGGACCUGGCAGUCGGGACUUCGGAUGGCUUUGCGCCUCUGACACCUCGUCACUGGAUGGAGCACGCCUCGCUCAGCAAGACGGUGGCUUCUGUUUUCGCCACUCAAUACUUUACCGAGAAGGGCAUUGCAUUGACGGAGUCCGUCAACCUCCUUCUCGCACGCACGGCCUCCCCGUUUCGCUUGCGUGUCGCUGAGGGCAAGAUCCCGCAGGCAUGGGCUGAGUCCGUUCAGUUGCGGCAUCUCAUGGACCACAGCGGUUUGGGAAUGCACUAUGUGCAUGGUGUCCCACUAGACACAGACUUUCCAGCUGUCCUCUCGCUUAUUUCUGGGGAGCGACGGGAUCUUGGUUACGAGGCCAUCGAGGUCAGCAAGGAGCCAGGGGCAUGUUUUGGCUAUUCAGGUGGUGGUUUCCUGGUUUUGCAGCACCUCAUCGAGGAGAUGGAAGGCAAAGCCAUCGAGGCAGUGUGCCGCCCUUUCCUAGACGUCACGGGCCUCGGAGAUUUCAGCUUCGAUCCCAGAGCUCUGCCACGCGCUCAGAGCCGCUAUGCUCUUGGAUUCUCCGAUGCCGGGGAAGUCAUUGCACCACCCGUCGGCCGCUUGGCCUUUCCAGCUUUUGCUGCUGGCGGCCUAGGGACACCCCGAGCUCUGGCUAACUUCUGGGCCGAGCUCAUCGCAGCCUACUCAGAUCCUUCGGCAAAAGUGCCGAUCUUGCAUGCGACGGCUGUGGCCGUGCUGCGGGACCAUGUGCGUGAUCUUGGCUCAGUGGACUUCAUGGGCGCUUGCAUGGGCCUUGGGGUCUUCGUCAUGGAUGCCGGCCCGAACAAGGUGGCGGUGCAUCAGGCCGCAAACGAAGGAUUCCGGGGUGUCUACAUCGCUUGCUUUGAGGGUCCCGAUGCGGGCAAGGUGAUGGUAGUCCUCAGCAACGGAGACAACAACGCCACACUUCUCAAUGCAGAGGUGACACGCUUGCUUCUGUGCAGGUGGGGAUGGCAGGGCAUUAGCAUCGCUGCGCUGAAGGCAGAUGCCGACUUCGCUUUUGCAGGUAUCCCGCAGGAGCAGAUUGUCAACCAAGCAUACAAGGCACUCGUGUUUAGCGCUUUCGAACCCAGCCAGGCAGGGCGUGCUGGCUAG